Messenger RNA from Adineta steineri, 834 nucleotides. The record is from the annotation of a GenBank genome assembly. Lineage: Eukaryota; Metazoa; Rotifera; Eurotatoria; Adinetida; Adinetidae.
AUGUCGUCAGCUAUACGAGUAGGAAUUAUUGGUGGAUCAGGUUUUGAUCGAAGUGAUAUUUUAACAAAUCGUGUUGAACAUGAAAAUAUUGAAACACCAUAUGGAAAACCAUCGGAUAAUUUAGUUAGUGGAACUAUUAAUGGUGUUCAAUGUGUUUUAUGUUUCCGUCAUGGACGUCAUCAUUCAUUUAAUCCUUCUCGAUUGAAUUAUCGAGCAAAUCUUUGGGCUUUAAAACAACUUGGUGUCAAUGUUAUUUUAGCUACUACAGCUGUUGGUUCGAUAUCACCUGAUUUUAUACGUGGUACUCUUGUUGUUUUUGAUAAUUUCGUUGAUACAACAAAAUUUCGACCAAAUACAUUUUAUGAUCAUGAACCAGGUCAUCUACAAGGUGUUAUGCAUAUGAGUAUGCAUCCACCAUAUGAUCGGGAAUUACGUCAAUUAUUACUUCAAUCAUGUGCUGAAACACCUGAUGUUGCAUUUAAAGAUAAAUCAACUGUUGUUGUUAUUGAAGGUCCACAAUUUUCUACUUAUGCUGAAAAUAAAGUAUACAUGAGUUGGGGUUGUACAACUAUUGGUAUGACACAAGCACCGGAAACAGUUCUUGCUAAAGAAUUAGGCAUACCAUAUGCAGCACUUGGUAUUGUAACUGAUGAUAUCUGUUGGAAAGAAGAUGGUAUUGUUGAUCCAAAUGAAGUUAUAACAAUCUUUAAAGCAACAUUUCCAAAAGCAAUGGAAGUUCUUAGACGUACAAUAACAAAAAUUGGUGAAAAAGAUUGGACAGAAAUCUUAGAAACAAUUCGAAAUCGAACUGAAGAAGCUGUCAUGAAGCAUUAA